Dendronephthya gigantea is the source of this 1284-nucleotide messenger RNA. Its product is annotated as peroxisomal sarcosine oxidase-like. The record is from RefSeq and is a predicted model, not a curated record. NCBI's taxonomy places the organism in Eukaryota, Metazoa, Cnidaria, Anthozoa, Malacalcyonacea, Nephtheidae. Gene Ontology annotation, cellular component: peroxisome. The transcript is spliced from 9 exons. Gene Ontology annotation, molecular function: L-pipecolate oxidase activity; flavin adenine dinucleotide binding; sarcosine oxidase activity. Bases 82 to 1227 code for a protein of 381 amino acids.
UUGUCUUGAUACAAUGUUACAAUUUGCAAAUUGUUUACAUUCCUGGUGAAUUAGAGGGAAAAUUGCGACAUUCAUUGUAAGAUGGAAAAUAAAAUUUGGGAUUGUAUUGUUGUUGGGGCAGGCAUAGAGGGUAGUAAUACUGCAAGAUAUGCAGCCUCACUUGGUAAAAAGACCUUGUGUUUAGAACAGUUUCCGCUUCCCCAUGAUCGAGGCAGUUCUCAUGGACAGUCGAGAAUAACACGUCAUUCCUAUGAUCAAAAAUAUUACGCUGAUAUGAUGCCGGAGGCGUUUGCAAUGUGGGAACAGAUUGAACGGAUGGCAAAUGAAAAACUCUUCAUCAACUGUGGUUGCCUAACUGUAGACAAACCACCUUACACCGAAAUCAAUCAUAUUAAAGAUAAUUUGGCAGCAAAUGGCAUCGAGACCAAACCUGUUAACAACGAAGAAUUGAGAGAAAAAUUCAGAUUAAACUACCCUGCAGAUAGACAAGGUUUGCUCGAACCAACAGGUGGAAUGCUGUUAGCAAGUAAAUGCCUACGAGCUACCCAGAGCCAAUUCACAAAAUAUGGUGGAGUGUUAAGAGAUAAUGAAACAGUAACUGACAUCAUUCCUGGUGAUAUUGUUCAAGUAAAGACAAGUAAAGGGUCGUACGAAACACGGACACUGAUUUUGACGCCAGGGUCUUGGGCCAGCUCUCUUCUGAAACCUUUGGAAAUCAAUCUGGAUUUGAGGCCUGUACGUACAAGUGUUUUCUAUUGGAAAGUUAUGCAAUCUGGUUUUGCAGCUGAAGAUAACUAUCCUUGUUUCAUUGACCAUACUACAACUGGUGGAGUUUAUGGUCUGCCUUGGUAUGAAUACCCUGGAAUGAUAAAGUUCUGUGGACAUGGUGGACCUUUGAUCGAUCCUGAUUCUAGGGAUGUAGUUGAUCAUAGCUACCUGCGAAGGAUGACGUCAGAAUAUGUGAGUCGUCAUAUCAUGGGGGUUGAAGCACAACCUAGUAUAGAAGAGCAUUGCAUUUACACAGAAACACCUGAUAAGGAUUGCAUAUUAGACUGUCAUCCAAAGUUUGGCAAUAUUGCAAUUGGAGUUGGCUUCUCAGGUUCUGGGUUCAAAAUUUCUCCGGUAGUUGGAAAGAUUUUGUUCCAGUUGGCAUCUGGCUUGAAACCAAACUAUGAUAUGGAACCUUUCAAAAUAGCAAGAUUUAAGAAUUCGAAAUCCUCUUUAUAAUCUCAAUGAUAGACCUGUCAUUAGUAUAAAACUGGUGAUUUAUUAAACUAUUGCACA